UAGAGGGACGACGACGGACUACCGAUGUUCACUGAUGCGUAAAUUCCAGCCUGUCGUGCUCUUUCUGUUCUCGUUUACGUAUCUAGGGACGACGUCAUGCUUGAUUGACCUGUUUGUAAACAUGGCUUCCAACGUGAUGGACCUGCUGUUUGUUGCGCUUGCAGAGGACGUGCUUGAGCCGGAGGAGUACCUUUUGUUGAGUGAUCUAAACACAAAUAACAAUAUUGAUGUACCCUACAAGGAGUACAACAAGUUUUACCUCGAAUCAUACACGGACGAUGAAUGCAAUGCUUAUUUCAGAUUUAUGAAGGACGACAUAUAUCGUCUUAAGAUGGCGUUAAAGAUUGACGAUGAGAUCAAAUGUGCAAACGGCCUCAAGAUCCAGGGUAUUGAAAUGCUGUGUAUACUGCUGAAGCGGUUUGCCUAUCCGUGCAGGUACAUUGAUAUGGUGCCUAUGUUUGCAAGGCCGAUUCCUCAAAUUUGCAUGAUUACCAAUAUGAUUAUGCGGUAAGUGUACGAUCGGUUUCAUUACCUUUUAACUAGUUUGGACCAUCCUUGGCUACAGGCUGAACAUUUGGAAAAUUUUUCCAAUGUUAUCUAUGCCGCCGGUGCUGCCCUUCAGAAUUGCUGGGGUUUUGUAGAUGGAACUUUACGCCCAAUUUGCAAGCCCGGAGAACAUCAGCGGAUCGUUUACAAUGGCCAUAAGCGUGUCCACUCCCUGAAAUUCCAAUCCGUGGUAACACCAAAUGGUCUAAUAGCUAAUCUAUUUGGUCCAAUUGAGGGAAGUCGGCAUGACUCAUUUAUGCUAAGAGAAUCAGGUUUGCUACAAAAGUU
This is a messenger RNA of Anneissia japonica, 834 nucleotides long. RefSeq lists its product as uncharacterized. The transcript has 2 exons. The record is from RefSeq and is a predicted model, not a curated record. Bases 35 to 511 code for a protein of 158 amino acids. Lineage: Eukaryota; Metazoa; Echinodermata; Crinoidea; Comatulida; Comatulidae.